AUGCCAUUCCACGUCGCCAAAGAGCAAUACAUCCAAAGCCCACAUGAAUACCUGCCCAAGGCGUUCAACCACCCGACCGUCGAGCAUCAUGACCCGCCAAAAGGGAAAGAGAGCUACCUCCUCCCUGCCGUCUUGGAUGUCCAGAAUGGUGCGGAGAUGACGGCGACGUACCCGGGCCCUUGCAUCUACUAUGUCACUGAGGGGGAGAUUGAGUAUGAGGAUCGGAAGAACCCGGGGAAUACGACUGUGCUCCGCGAGGGAGGCAUCCUGCACGUCGAAGAAGGCUCGCUCAUCCGCUGGACGUGCAAAUCGCCUAAUGGUGUCAAGGGAUUCGCUGUGGCGCAUGUCCCUGUAUCUAUUACAUCCGUCGAUGAUUUCGUCGCAUUGGAGCAAUAG
Molecule: messenger RNA, 396 nt
Organism: Psilocybe cubensis
Lineage: Eukaryota; Fungi; Basidiomycota; Agaricomycetes; Agaricales; Agrocybaceae
Exons: 4
Coding region: 1-396 (131 amino acids)
Source: RefSeq, a predicted model, not a curated record